AUGUCUAGCAAACCCCAAUACACCACAGACACAACCCCCGCCGAGCGCUACGCGCACUACCGCCCAGACCAGGGCCAAUGGGAACCACCUAAAGAUACCGGCAAAGCCCGAUCGCAGAAACCACAGACUCAGCAGAAGAACCACCUCAGUUCAGACGCCGAAGCCGACGACGAACUACACGAGACGCUGGACUUUGACCCUAUCGCGUCCCGGCAUACUGGACUCGGCGCUAAGGCGAGGCCGGGUGAUGAGAUGGAGGGGUAUACCAUUACCGGGGUGGAGGAUGAGGGGGAGCAGUUGAAUUCGUGA
Molecule: messenger RNA, 309 nt
Organism: Aspergillus mulundensis
Lineage: Eukaryota; Fungi; Ascomycota; Eurotiomycetes; Eurotiales; Aspergillaceae
Exons: 1
Coding region: 1-309 (102 amino acids)
Source: RefSeq, a predicted model, not a curated record